Messenger RNA from Mesocricetus auratus (golden hamster), 4488 nucleotides. It is a transcript of the gene Eif2ak3, whose product is annotated as eukaryotic translation initiation factor 2 alpha kinase 3. Gene Ontology annotation, molecular function: ATP binding; protein binding; protein kinase activity. The transcript is spliced from 17 exons. Lineage: Eukaryota; Metazoa; Chordata; Mammalia; Rodentia; Cricetidae. The record is from RefSeq and is a predicted model, not a curated record. Bases 200 to 3541 code for a protein of 1113 amino acids. Gene Ontology annotation, biological process: protein phosphorylation.
UCAAUGGGCGAUGUCUGCCCAAGGCUGUCACUCAGGUGGCGGUGGCUGAGACGUGGCCGGGCAGCUCUGCUGCUGCGGCGCGAAGUCGGGAGGCGGCGGGGUCCGUGGCGCGCGCUCGCGGAGCUCCGAGGCUCCGAGCGGAGGGACGGGCGGGCGCGGACGGCCGGGUCUCCAUGCCCGCGCGUGGGGCGGGCCGCUGAUGGAGCGCGCCACCCGGCCCGGGCCGCGCGCGCUGCUGCUGCUUUUGCUGCUGUUGCUGCUGGGCUGCGCGGCGGGGAUCUCGGCGGCCGCGCGCGCCCGCAGCCUGCCCGCGCCCACGGCGGACGCGGCGUUCGGCUUGGGGGCCGCGGCCGCCCCGACUUCGGCCGAGCGAGUGCCCGCGGUGGCUACGGCCGAAGUGACCGUGGAGGACGCCGAGGCGCUGCCGGCCGCCGCUGGCGAACAUGAGUCACGCGCGACGGAGCCGGACGACGACGUGGAGCUGCGGCCGCGCGGCAGAUCCUUAGUGAUUAUCAGCACUUUAGAUGGAAGAAUCGCUGCACUGGAUGCUGAGAACCAUGGUAAAAAGCAGUGGGAUUUGGACGUGGGAUCUGGUUCCUUGGUUUCAUCUAGCCUCAGCAAGCCAGAGGUGUUUGGGAAUAAGAUGAUAAUUCCUUCCCUGGACGGAGACCUCUUCCAGUGGGAUCGAGAACGAGAGAGCAUGGAGACCGUUCCUUUCACUGUAGAGUCCCUUCUGGAAUCUUCAUAUAAAUUUGGAGAUGAUGUUGUUUUGGUUGGAGGAAAAUCUCUCACUACGUAUGGACUCAGUGCAUAUAGUGGAAAGCUGAGGUAUAUCUGUUCUGCCUUGGGGUGUCGCCGAUGGGAUAGUGAUGAAAUGGAGGAAGAGGAAGACAUCUUGCUUCUGCAGCGCACACAGAAGACCGUGCGAGCUGUUGGGCCUCGCAGCGGCAGUGAAAAGUGGAAUUUCAGUGUUGGCCACUUUGAACUUCGGUAUAUUCCAGACAUGGAGACUAGCGUUGGAUUUAUUGAGAGCACCUUUAAACCUGGUGGAAACAAAGAAGACUCUAAAAUUAUUUCAGAUGUGGAAGAAAAAGAAGGUUCCAUGCUGGACACGGUGAUAAAGGUUUCCGUUGCUGAUUGGAAGGUCAUUGCGUUUAGUAAGAAGGGAGGCCACCUGGAAUGGGAGUAUCAGUUUUGUACUCCAAUUGCAUCUGCGUGGUUGGUGAGGGACGGCAAGGUCAUCCCCAUCAGUCUGUUUGAUGACACAAGUUACACAGCUAAUGAAGAAGCUUUGGAAGAUGAAGAGGACAUUGUAGAGGCUGCUCGAGGUGCCACAGAGAACAGCGUGUACUUAGGGAUGUACAGAGGCCAGCUGUACCUGCAGUCAUCUGUCAGAGUCUCAGAAAAGUUCCCUACAAGCCCAAAGGCCUUGGAGUCUGUCAAUGGUGAAAAUGCAAUUAUCCCUCUGCCGACGAUCAAAUGGAAGCCCUUAAUCCAUUCUCCUUCUAGGACUCCUGUCUUGGUUGGGUCCGAUGAAUUUGACAAAUGUCUAAGUAAUGAUAAGUUUUCCCAUGAAGAAUACAGUAAUGGUGCACUUUCAAUCCUACAGUAUCCAUAUGAUAAUGGUUACUAUCUGCCGUAUUACAAGAGAGAAAGGAAUAAACGGAGCACACAGAUCACAGUCAGAUUCCUGGACAGCCCACAUUACAGCAAGAACAUCCGCAAGAAGGACCCCGUCCUCCUCCUGCACUGGUGGAAGGAAAUAUUUGGAACGAUCUUACUUUGCAUCGUAGCCACAACCUUUAUCGUGCGCAGGCUUUUCCAUCCUCAGCCCCACAGGCAAAGGAAGGAGUCUGAAACUCAGUGUCAAACUGAAAAUAAGUACGAUUCUGUGAGUGCUGAUAUCAGUGACAGUAGCUGGAACGACAUUAAAAACUCAGGCUAUGUGUCCAGGUAUCUAACAGAUUUUGAGCCAGUUCAGUGCAUGGGUCGUGGUGGCUUUGGAGUUGUCUUUGAAGCUAGAAACAAAGUAGAUGAUUGCAAUUACGCUAUCAAGAGGAUCCGUCUCCCCAAUAGGGAAUUGGCACGGGAGAAGGUGAUGCGCGAGGUCAAAGCUCUGGCUAAGCUGGAGCACCCAGGCAUUGUGAGGUACUUCAACGCCUGGCUGGAAACUCCUCCAGAGAAGUGGCAAGAGGAGAUGGAUGAAAUCUGGCUCAAAGACGAAAGCACAGACUGGCCACUCAGCUCUCCUAGCCCAAUGGAUGCACCAUCCGUUAAGAUCCGCAGAAUGGAUCCUUUCUCUACAAAAGAACAUAUUGAAGUCAUAGCUCCUUCGCCGCAAAGAAGUCGGUCUUUCUCAGUGGGCAUUUCCUGUGGCCAGACAAGUUCCUCUGAGAGCCAGUUCUCCCCACUGGAGUUCUCAGGAACAGACUGCGGAGACAACAGUGAGUCCGUGGAUGCGGCCCACAACCUCCAGGACAGUUGCCUGACAGAGUGUGACAUGGAGGAUGGUACCGUGGACGGCAAUGAUGAGGGGCACUCUUUCGAACUUUGUCCUUCUGAAGCUUCUCCCUACACAAGGUCGAGGGAGGGCACGUCCUCUUCCAUAGUGUUUGAAGACUCUGGCUGUGACAAUGCGUCCAGUAAGGAAGACCCCAGAACCAAUCGGCUGCAUAAUGGCAACCAUUAUGUUAAUAAGCUAACUGACUUCAAGUACUCCAGCAGCAGAUCUUCUUCCGAAGCCACCCUGUCUACCUCUCCUACCCGGCCAACCACUCUAAGUUUAGAUCUCACCAAGAACACUGUGGACCAGCUCCAGCCCAGCUCCCCAAAGGUGUACCUGUACAUUCAGAUGCAGCUGUGUAGAAAGGAGAACCUUAAAGACUGGAUGAACCGGCGCUGCCGCAUGGAGGACAGGGAGCACAGCGUGUGUCUGCACAUCUUUCUGCAGAUCGCAGAGGCUGUGGAGUUUCUGCACAGCAAGGGACUCAUGCACAGGGACCUCAAGCCUUCCAACAUAUUCUUCACCAUGGAUGAUGUGGUCAAAGUUGGGGACUUUGGACUAGUGACCGCCAUGGACCAAGAUGAGGAAGAGCAGACUGUUCUGACUCCAAUGCCAGCCUACGCCACACACACAGGACAAGUGGGGACCAAGCUCUACAUGAGCCCAGAGCAGAUUCACGGAAACAACUACUCCCAUAAAGUGGACAUCUUCUCUUUGGGCUUGAUUCUGUUUGAGUUACUUUACCCAUUCAGCACUCAGAUGGAACGAGUCCGGACCUUAACUGAUGUAAGAAAUCUGAAGUUUCCACCGCUGUUUACUCAGAAAUACCCCCGAGAGCAUAUGAUGGUUCAAGACAUGCUCUCUCCAUCUCCCACGGAGAGGCCUGAAGCUAUAAACAUCAUUGAAAAUGCUGUAUUUGAGAACUUGGAGUUUCCGGGGAAGGUAGUUCUGAGACAGCGGUCCCGUUCCAUGAGUUCAUCUGGAACAAAGCAUUCCAGACAGCCCAGCUGUUCGCACAGCCCACUGCCUGACAACUAGCCUUCAGCCGUGCCAGCAACCCUCGCAGGUGUCAAGGAGCAGGCACCUUGAGGAAUGUGGCUCUUCACAGCGGUGGACUCAGAUUUUAUGCUUUGAGCAAUGUGAUUUGGGACCAGUUUUUCUAAGUCAGACUGGAUUGUGGGCCUAGUCCAGUUUUCUCUGAACUUCAAGGAAAGGGCUAUGCAAACGACACGUGGGCUUGUUCCUUGUUGGUGUCCCAAAACUAGGUCAAGCUUUGGAAUCCUCGCUUUUCACCAGGAGGUAGAAAGGAUCCCUGAAAUGAGCUGAACUGGAAAUAAUCUUUAUAGCACAAAAGAGUCAGAGACCCCCCCAUGGCGACUACCCACUCUAGAGAUAUGCCUUCUAGAGACACAGGUGAUUUUGAAAGUGGUUGUCAUAAAGCUGACUCUAGUGUUGUCCCUGGGGGGCACUUGACCCGUCUGCACUAUUUGGAGGCACAUAGCACAAGCCGGGUCGAGGUUCGUGUCCGUAGUGUCAUAGUCUGCAGCAUUGAAUAGCUCCAUCCGUUAGGUUGUCCUAGGGAGUGUUAGGAACUUUUUGUACCUUUUAACCUCCAAUAAUGGGAAAAAUGAAGCUUUUUAGGUAUCGGUCUUAGGUUCUGAUUUGAGGGUUUAAAAAAAAACUGGUAAGAAGUGGAUCAUCUAUUACAACUAACUUCUUCAAUUAUGUAAUUUUUAUCCUAAUAGAAUCCUAUCUUAUAUAUAAUACUGUAAGUGGGUAUAUCCCUGAAAUUGAUUAUAGGUAAGUUUAAUCAUCUCAACUUGCUAACAUGUUUUCAUUUUUCCUGUAAAUAUGUUUAUUUUUUAUUUAUGAAAAUUCUGAAAUCAAUCCAUUUGGGUUGGUGAUGUACAGAACACACAUAAGUGUGUUAACUAUUAUGACUUCUUUCAAGUCUAAAUGAUUUAAUAAAACUUUUUUAAAUUGUA